AUGACUCUAAUCUCACGUACCUGCUGCCACUUGGGGGUAUCCAAUUACCGGCGCAGUCGGCGUCGCCGAUGGCGAUUCUAUUGGGUUUGGCUAACGCUUCUGGCCAAAGAUCAAUGGAGCAUCAGUGCGAAAAUGGUUGGCUGGCUGGAGACACAGCGACUACUGGUCUUAUUGCUGAUGGCCCUUGGCUUUUGCCUGGGAGGUUCAAAGGAUGCGGAUGCGGAUGCCAAGUGGAUGGCUCCGCUUAAACAGUAUGGAUACACGGCCAAACAUCUGAAGAACAAGGUGGAGCACGGAGAAUUUACCACCUUCGAGCUCGGUACCCCCAAUUACCGGAUCCUUAAUCCCGAAGACGAACCGGAGUAUAUUACUGCGGAUCAACCGCAUUACCAGGAGAUGCUGAAGCGACUGACAAGUGCUCAAAGUGGAACUGAUACGAUCGAUGUGGAAAUGGCAAGUCGAAGGGAAACCGUUCGAGUGGUUCCUGAUCAGAGUUCAAACCAAAAAUCUUCUGAAAUCCAAGAAGCAGCCCAACCAAAAUCACAAAUCGAACCAAAGCGCUGGGAUAAAAUUAAGAAGCGCAGCUCCAUCCAAAGGAUGGAAACCGUGGAGCAGGAUGCAAAUGACGAGCGAAGUUUUAUUCCGGAUAUUAAGGUUUACUCCGGAGCCCAACCGUUCCAAAGUCGUGUGGCCAAUCUAAAUUAACCACAGACUAGGGCACGAUAUCCAAACUUUGCUUUGCUUAUCCUAACAUUUAUUCAUAAUUUCGGUUU
Molecule: messenger RNA, 773 nt
Organism: Drosophila suzukii
Lineage: Eukaryota; Metazoa; Arthropoda; Insecta; Diptera; Drosophilidae
Source: RefSeq, a predicted model, not a curated record